UGGAUGAAGUUGUGUACGUGUUUUAUACUUCUCCCAUACCGGAAUAUUAAAAAACGGCAUUAGACCAAUGAAAUUUCGACAAGUCGAGUUUGGAUAGUAUGCUACCAGAUGAACAAGAUGCUGUAUUUUAUUUAAAAAGUUUAAAAUUUAAACAGUAUGUGUCUUUAAAUGUGAAUACUUAUUUUUAUGUCAAGUAUUUUAAUUAUAUAACUUUAAAAAUUGUAUUAAUUUCUCUCAAGUAAAAAGUAUUAAGUAUCAAAUAUUUUUACAUAAGUCAAUACAUUUUAUUUACAUUUAUAACAAAAAUAUAAAUUAUUGAUCAAAAAAGUAAUACAAUAUUUCAAUUUAAAAUGAAUAAUAUACACAUAUUGUUAGUAUGUGUAUUUUUCUUAAUUAAUGCAUUACAAGCACAAGCACGUACAUUUACUGAAGAAGAUUGUCCUGGUAACUACUUAAAAUUUGUAAUUAUUGUUCUAGAUAUAUUUUUAAAAUAAUUUUAUUUAUACUCAACAGUGUGUGUGGCUACAAUUGAUAAGUUUUCAAAAACAUUAGAAGGUGAAACCAACUUGAAAAAUAUAGAAAAUCAGUUCAGAAAAUAUUGUUUAUCUACAAAAAAUGACAAGGAAAAAAGAUUGGUUAGUAAAAUAAUACUUAAUUUUAACUAAAAUAAUAUUGUAUACCAAAAUAUUUAAAUUUAAACUGUAUUCUAAUUGUUUCAUACAUUAAUAAUUAUACUUUUAAAGUGACUAAGUGACAUUAAGUAACCUAAUUGGUUGAAGUUUAGCUCUUAGGCUCAAAUGAAAAAAAUGUCAUAAGAUUGAAAAACUAUUUCUAUAUUUUCUCUUCCCCUUACCUCAUUCACAUUAUGCAGUCAGAAUAUCCAUUUUCCUGUAAUAAUAUGCAAAGUUUUCAUUCACGUUAUAUAAAAUAAUAUAGAAUAUUAAAUUAAAAUACAGAUUCAUAAUACAUAAUGUAAUUAACUAAGUUUAACCUAUUAGUCUUUUUGCUACAAACUAUUACAUAAAAUAAAAAUAGCGAUCAUACAGCCGCAAAACCAUACAGUACCACGAAAAGUAGUUGGAAAAUUCAUAAAUCAAAAGUUUUACUACUAAUAACCUAUUUAUUGUUUUUUGAUAUUUUGAACAUUUGAAGCCGAUGUAUUGAUAAUGAAAUGAUAUUGCAGCGACCAUUAGAUGUGUGUAAAAUUUUCGCAUAUUCUUGUAGGAAAUUAGAUACUCUAACUGCAUAACAUGAAUCAGGUAAGGGAGUGGAAUAGAAAAUAUAAAGAUGGUUUUUCGAUAUUUUUGAACCAAAGGGCCAGACUUCAACCAAAUAUAAUAUUUACCUAGGCAAUUUAAAAAAAAAUAAUACUUAUUUAGUUGUUUAUUUGCACAAAGAUUUUGUAAGCAGCUGUCAAUUCUUGUUACCACAUCAUUUUCCUCUUUAUUAUUUUACACCUAUUUUAAAAACAGAAUAACAUGAUAUGUAUGAUGGUACCUUAUACUAGUAUUGGGAAUCUAUUAAUCUGUAUAUAUGAAAUAUAUUUGAUAAAUAUACACAACCUAACAAGUAUUGUAGAAUUUUUAAUCGCAGUAGGUCAUAACAUAUGAAAAUCGUGCUUUUAUAAAUUUAUUUUUAAAAAUAAAUGUGUUUUUUAUUAACAUAAAAUAAUAAAUAUAAUACAUAUUUAUGUUUUUUUUUUCCUAAUACCAAAUUCUACAUACCAGCCUUAAGUAUUGGAGUUUUGGUAUAAAAGAUUAAUCAUAUUAUUUAUUUUGGUUAUUUCAUACAAUAAAAUUAUGUUAAAUUACAGUGUUACUAUUUGGGUGGAUUAGAAGAUUCUGCAACUGGUAUAUUAAGUGAAAUGUCUAAACCAUUAUCAUGGUCCAUGCCAGCGCUCAAAGUCUGUGAACGUUUAAAGAAAAUGGAUGCUCAAGUGUGCGAUAUUAAAUAUGGUAUGUGUGUGAAAGCAAUUUUACAUAUUUAAAUAAAAUAUAUUAAAUGCUAAUGUAUUUACUUAUAUUAUACCCAUUUUAGAAAAAGAAAUAGACUGGAAAACAGUUAACCUAAAGAAAAUGAAAGUAAAAGAUUUGAAGAAAAUAUUAGACAAUUGGGAAGAAAUUUGUGAUGGUUGCUUAGAAAAAACAGAUUUUAUCAAAAGAAUUGAAGAAUUAAAACCUGCUUAUGUCAAAGAAGAGUUGUAAUAAAUGAAACUGAUUUUGAUGUGCAAUGUAAAAAUAUUCCAAUUUUAUUUUCUAUUACAAUAUUAUUUAUGUUUUUCAUAAUUAUUUAAUUUAUAAAAUAAAGGGAAAAAGUAAAAAUUUACAAAAACAAAAAAAAUAUGUAUAUAUAUUAAAUAAAAAAUUCUUUUUAUUAUUUGAAACUAAAACAUUUGUUGUUUUAAUAUUACAUUAUAAAUAGGGUAAAUUAUUCUUUAUUUCAUAUAAAAUUUAUAACUUAGAAAAAAUAUACUGAGUAUUGAAUCAGUCAGUUUACAAUACUUCCAUUGGACUUUGGCUGAGACUAUUGUCUGCAUGGGAAGAUAACAUAGAUGACAUUUCUUCCUCCAUUUCUUGCAGGUUUAAAUCUUCGUUCUCAUUACCGUUAGCUCGCAUUCCAUUGCUAGUGCCUGGUUGCUCAGAAUCAUCCCAAUUUAUCUUAAAUCUAGUUACUCUAGGUUCAGUACCCAAUAUAUUUCUUGUCAUCUUAA
This is a messenger RNA of Cinara cedri, 2710 nucleotides long. The record is from the annotation of a GenBank genome assembly. NCBI's taxonomy places the organism in Eukaryota, Metazoa, Arthropoda, Insecta, Hemiptera, Aphididae.